AUGACUGCUGCCGCACUGGCCGAGCGUAAUUCGCAGCAAGGUCCUCACAAGUGUACACGCAUCAACCCAUCGACGGGCAAGCCGUGUAACAGCAUCUUCAGCAGACCUUAUGAUCUUACUCGCCAUGAAGAUACUAUCCACAACCGUCAGAAGCAAAAGGUCCGCUGUCAGUACUGUCGCGAGGAGAAGACCUUCUCGCGUGCAGAUGCCCUCACCCGUCACAUGAGGGUCGUCCAUCCCGAGGUUGACUUCCACGGUAAGCGUGGGAGAAAGGGCGAUCAUUUCUAG
Molecule: messenger RNA, 288 nt
Organism: Aureobasidium namibiae CBS 147.97
Lineage: Eukaryota; Fungi; Ascomycota; Dothideomycetes; Dothideales; Saccotheciaceae
Exons: 1
Coding region: 1-288 (95 amino acids)
Biological process (GO): regulation of transcription by RNA polymerase II
Cellular component (GO): nucleus
Source: RefSeq, a predicted model, not a curated record